Messenger RNA from Acaulospora colombiana, 245 nucleotides. Lineage: Eukaryota; Fungi; Glomeromycota; Glomeromycetes; Diversisporales; Acaulosporaceae. The record is from the annotation of a GenBank genome assembly.
AAUGGCUAGGCAAGUGGCUGUUUGGGGAGGAAGAUUCCACUUUAGAAGGUUUGAGUGUCUACAUCAAGGCUGGAGGGACCAAUUCGGUGAGACGAAAUUCCGGGUUGAGAGGUGGUGAAGGGAGUAAAGGCGAGGACUCAAGAGUGGGAAAUCCCACAGCAAGGGCGGCAUGCAAGCCUGGUCAGCCAAAUGCUGUUGGGUUCUACAGUUUACACCGGUUUUUUUCAGUGGAAGGAUUAACAUAG